Messenger RNA from Protopterus annectens (West African lungfish), 3183 nucleotides. RefSeq names its product mitogen-activated protein kinase kinase kinase 7 (gene MAP3K7). The record is from RefSeq and is a predicted model, not a curated record. Gene Ontology annotation, biological process: protein phosphorylation; JNK cascade; positive regulation of canonical NF-kappaB signal transduction. Lineage: Eukaryota; Metazoa; Chordata; Ceratodontiformes; Protopteridae. Gene Ontology annotation, molecular function: ATP binding; MAP kinase kinase kinase activity; magnesium ion binding.
AGUUUUACAUCCGGGUUAUGGUGCGGCGCCGUCUGCGGCUGCUGUUCCUUACAAUAUGUCAACAUCGGAAAGCUGCACUAAGGAUACUCUAAAUGCUUUUAAGGCUGUCUGAGCGUAAAAUCAGCGAUACCCGGCCGCUUCUUUCACUUUUAUUUGAAGAUUUCUUAGGAAGAUUCCUGCCUACCUGUCAGCGACUAGGAAGGGCCGUUUCUAUGACUGUGGUUUUGGGGGGCUCGCCGCCGCCGGUUGAGAGAGCCGAAGAAUCUCUGGCCUCCCUGGAAGGUGGCGGCUGCUACCUGCUAGGAUCUUGUUUUUGGUACUCCUAGAUUUCAAAGGGCAGGAUGUCCACCUUAACGCCGACAGAAGUGGGUGACACCUCUCCAGCACUGACAUUUGAAGAGAUUCACGAGUCAGAAAUUGAGGUGGAAGAGGUUGUUGGGAGAGGAGCAUUUGGAGUGGUAUGUAAGGCUAAAUGGCGUGGGAAGGAUGUGGCUAUUAAACAGAUUGAAAGUGAAUCUGAAAGGAAAGCCUUCAUUGUAGAGCUUCGACAGUUGUCACGCGUGAACCACCCUAAUAUUGUGAAGCUGUAUGGAGCCUGCCUAAAUCCAGUGUGCCUUGUCAUGGAGUACGCUGAGGGUGGAUCUUUAUACAAUGUGCUACAUGGAACAGAGCCCCUGCCUUAUUAUACUUCUGCUCAUGCUAUGAGUUGGUGUCUUCAGUGUGCCCAAGGAGUGGCGUACCUUCAUGGCAUGAAACCAAAGGCUUUGAUUCACAGAGACCUGAAGCCACCAAACCUCUUACUUGUGGCUGGAGGAACUGUGCUAAAGAUCUGCGAUUUUGGUACAGCCUGUGAUAUCCAGACUCAUAUGACUAAUAACAAGGGAAGUGCUGCUUGGAUGGCACCUGAAGUUUUUGAAGGCACACGGCCACCACUGAUCAAAAAUUUGCCUAAGCCUAUUGAGAGCUUGAUGACUCGUUGCUGGUCGAAAGAUCCUUCUCAGCGGCCAUCCAUGGAAGAAAUAGACAAAAUAAUGUCUCAUUUGAUGCAGUAUUUCCCAGGAGCUGAUGAGCCACUCCAGUAUCCCUGUCAGUACUCAGACGAAGGUCAGAGCAACUCUGCCACCAGCACAGGAUCAUUCCUGGAUAUUACCUCCACAAAUACAAGUAACAAAAGUGAUGCAAAUGUAGAACCUGGAGAAUUCCAGCCCACAACAAAUGACACAAUUAAACGUUUGGAAACAAAACUGGCUCAGCAACUGAAAUCCCAGUCUAAACAACCAGGUGAACCAGGAAGGCUGAACUUGCCACUGUCACGAGGGAGCAGUGUGGAGAGUCUGUCAGAUACACGUGGACGACCACCAGCAGCUCUUUCUGCAGGAGAUGGGAAGAGAAUGAGUACUGAUCUGUCCGAAUUAGAAGCCAGAAUUAUGACAGCUGCUGCAGCCCAUCCCAAACCUAAACGAGGUCAUCGUAAAACAGCUUCAUUUGGCAACAUUCUGGAUGCCCCCGCGAUCAUCAUAUCAGCAAAUGAACAGCAAAGACGCAGAUCAGUUCAGGACCUCAGUAUAGUUGGCACAGAUUCCACUCAGGGAAGUAGGAGCAGCAGCAGAUCAUCAAGCCCCAGUGUAAGGAUGAUCACUACCUCAGGGACACCCUCUGAAAAAGCAGCUCGCAGCAUUCCAUGGACACCAGAUGAAUUAUCAGAUACUAACGGUUCAGAUAAUUCUAUCCCUAUGGCUUAUCUUACACUGGAUCAUCAAUUACAGCCACUAACACCAUGUCCAAACUCCAAGGAAUCUAUGGCUGUAUUUGAACAGCAUUGCAAAAUGGCACAGGAAUACAUGAAAGUUCAAACAGAAAUUGCAUUAUUGUUGCAGAGAAAGCAAGAACUAAUAGCAGAACUGGACCAGGAUGAAAAAGACCAACAGAACACAUCCCGUUUGGUACAAGAACAUAAAAAGCUUUUAGAAGAAAACAAAAGCCUCUCUACAUACUAUCAGCAGUGUAAAAAACAGCUAGACAUUAUCAGAGCUCAGCAACAGAAGCGGCAAGGCACAUCAUGAUGCAGUGAAAUGUAGUUUCAUGAAGUCAGAUACAUGGAAUAAGACUACUUUGUAUAUUUUCAGACACUUAAUAUAGUGACUUUUUUGAACAAUAGUAACUUGGUUUGUUCUGGAUGACUACAAAUGGUGAUUUUUUUUCACAUCCUAUUUACUUACCUUUUGCUUCUUGGACAAUCCACGAAGAGAGCUUAUUCAGUUCGGCUGCAUCUCAACUCAUAUCCUCUGCUUUCGUCAGUAUAAAGCAGAGUAGAUAGGUGAUGCAUUGCAAGCAUGCUUAUACUAGAUAGCAUGCAGGAACACAAUCUACCUGGCUGCUUAACUUCUAGGAUUCUGACACUGAAAUACAGUCUUGGUCACUUUUCACACUCGUAUUCAGUCAUAUCUCUCUUUCUGUUCCUUUUCAGACAGUUGUAUUCUAAGAGUAUACCAUUUUCAUUGUUUAAAAGUCCUUGAAUCCUUAUCUUGAAACAUCCAUUCAAGAGGAAGUAUAGCUGACUGGAGAAAAAAAAAGAAAGAAAAGAUUUACUAACCUGUUGUGAGUGAAUUUAAGAAAGUUUUCAAAAGUCUGCACAAAUUAGUAUUAAGCUACAUACAGUUCUUUCACAACUGGAUCAGCUCUGUGCUUAUUUUCCAUUUUUUAAUACCUUCAUUUUGAUAAUCCUUUCAUGAUGGUUUGUUUCAUUUAAAUGGUCAACUCAAGUAUUGCUGCUAUUGCAUGGUCUGCUUUUCUAUUAAUGAAGUAGGCCUUAAAAAACUUUCAACAAUUUAAUGUAAGCCCAACAGUUGCUGAACAGGUGAUUCCAAAAGAUUAUCAAUUGAUAAAAUAAUUAAUGAGCAUUUACAGUACUGCAGAAGAUUUUUCCAUUUACAUAACUUUUGAAAUUGCAUUGCACUCUGUGUUGAACAAUGUGAAACUAUAAGUUCCUGUUUUAGAAACCUAAAUGUAGUGGCAGACACAUACCCAGUUUUAUUUUAUCAUGAAUGCAUGCGGUAGUCAUACUUCAUACUGAUUGCAGGUACUGAGAUAAAGACCAAGCUGUAUUUAUGUAAUAUCUGUAGUAGUAGAACACAGACUCUUCUGUAUUAAAAAAUGGAGCAGUGUAUUAUGUUUUAAAAAUAA